Fusarium proliferatum ET1 is the source of this 324-nucleotide messenger RNA. RefSeq lists its product as uncharacterized. Bases 1 to 324 code for a protein of 107 amino acids. The transcript has a single exon. The record is from RefSeq and is a predicted model, not a curated record. NCBI's taxonomy places the organism in Eukaryota, Fungi, Ascomycota, Sordariomycetes, Hypocreales, Nectriaceae.
AUGCCUCGGUGGGUUCAUGACGUUCUACCAUGCUUGGCCCUGCUCGUCGCAGUGACUUUUAAGGGUGAUUAUGUCAAAACUCCGUCCCUUGCCCUGCCUUACAUACCGUCUGGCCCGAAACCUGAAGUUCGAUCGCAAGAACACCCCCACAAGCUAAAAAGUCCAGGCAUGUCAAGGGGGAAGAGGGACCACGAUCCCCUCACGACGGCGCGGCACGGCCUCGGUUUCCGGAACCAGCAGUGGGGUGCGUUUGUGGUCCCAAGGUUACAUCCGUUCCGUGAGAAGGAGAAGAGGAGAAGGGCAACACUGCCGGAGAUUAUUUAG